AUGGCUCCUGCCGCUACCGACGUCCGCAAUAACGACGGCAUUGCCAACUACACCAAGUUCUGGCAGAAGGACUCCAAGGAUGACUCCGCUACCGACAUGGCCAACCGUCUCUCCGAGUACACAUCGGUUGUGAACGGCUACUAUGACGGCGCCACCGACCUUUACGAGUACGGUUGGGGUCAGAACUUCCACUUUGCCCGCUACUACCCUGGUGAGGCUUUUAUGCAGGCCAUCGCUCGUCACGAGCACUACCUCGCUCACCAGAUGGGUCUUAAGCCCAAGAUGCGCGUCCUCGAUGUCGGAUGCGGUGUCGGUGGUCCUGCUCGUGAGAUUGCCCGUUUCGCCGACGUCAACAUCGUUGGUCUCAACAACAAUGAGUACCAGGUUCAGCGUGCCCGCAAGUACACCGUCAAAGCCGGCCUCUCCGCUCAGGUCGAGUUCGUCAAGGCUGACUUCAUGAAGCUCGACGAGCAGUUCGGCGAAAACAGUUUCGAUGCCGUCUAUGCCAUCGAGGCUACCUGCCACGCUCCCAACUUCGAGGGCAUCUACGCUCAGAUCCACAAGGUUCUCAAGCCUGGAGGAAUCUUUGGUGUCUACGAGUGGUGCAUGACUGACGCCUGGGAUGGCAGUAACCCCGAGCACAAGCGCAUUGCACACGGCAUUGAAGUCGGUGAUGGCAUUCCCGAAAUGCGCUCCAUCAAGAAUGCCCGCAAUGCCCUCACCACGGUCGGCUUCGAGAUCCUUCACGAGGAGGACCUUGCCGACCGCGACGACCCUAUCCCUUGGUACUACCCCAUUGCCGGUAGCUUGAGGCACUGCCAGACGGUUUGGGAUUACUUUACCGUUGCACGUAUGACCAAGAUCGGUCGUGCUGCCACACAGGGUGCCGUCAAGGUUCUCGAAACCCUUCGCCUCGUACCCCAGGGUACUCACUCGGUUGGUGCAUCACUCGUCACUGCCGCCGACGCUCUUGUCGAUGGUGGCCGCACCAAGCUCUUUACACCAAUGAUGCUCUUCGUUUGUCGCAAGCCCGAGUGCAAGUGA
Ustilago hordei is the source of this 1044-nucleotide messenger RNA. RefSeq names its product putative delta(24)-sterol c-methyltransferase (erg6). Gene Ontology annotation, biological process: ergosterol biosynthetic process. The transcript has a single exon. Gene Ontology annotation, molecular function: sterol 24-C-methyltransferase activity. Gene Ontology annotation, cellular component: endoplasmic reticulum. Bases 1 to 1044 code for a protein of 347 amino acids. Lineage: Eukaryota; Fungi; Basidiomycota; Ustilaginomycetes; Ustilaginales; Ustilaginaceae. The record is from RefSeq and is a predicted model, not a curated record.